Messenger RNA from Magallana angulata, 688 nucleotides. RefSeq lists its product as uncharacterized. The record is from RefSeq and is a predicted model, not a curated record. NCBI's taxonomy places the organism in Eukaryota, Metazoa, Mollusca, Bivalvia, Ostreida, Ostreidae. The coding region runs from base 104 to 688 and encodes 194 amino acids. The transcript is spliced from 3 exons.
UGGACUAACUUGGCAUACCUUGGGCGCGAUGGAGUUCACCUUGGGGUAGAUUCGGAUGGAUGUUAUCCAGCACCCAUGGUCAAAUACUUGAGGAGCAUAAAAUAUGCAGUGCAUAACAGAGUUCAAAAACUCAAGAAAAACCAUGCCUAAGCGGGCUUUAGAGGGGCGGUCAACAAAAAGGAGGCGACCGGCAAAAGUACCACGAAAUGAUGACUUAAGUCUUCAAGCAGAACCAGUGUCUGAUGAACCAGUGUCUCGUGCAGAACCAGUGUCGAGUGAUGCUAUUAAUUACGACUUAUUAGCUGCAGCAAUCUUAAGACAAUCCCAAACUUUGUCCCAAAACCAGACAAAUUCGAGUGAUACCACCAUGGAUAUCCUGCAGCCAUGUGUUCAAAACCAGGGUGAUAUCGAAGCCCACGCCCAUCCAAUGGCAAGUCAGCAAACAACAACAUCAACAGUUAGUGACAACCAGCCUCAGCAAAAUAUUGCAGACUUAGUUAGUGCGUUAUUACAACAAGACGGUCAAGGAAGCUUUUCAAGAAACACCUCAUUUACACAGACAACAAACAAAAAUCCCAGUGGAUCUUCUUUAUAUUUGACAAACUCUGCAAAAAGAAUUCUACAGGCUUCCUUAGCUCCUGCAACAAGGAAAGCAUAUCUACAUUCAUGGCAUAUUUUCCUUGAAUAG